Struthio camelus australis is the source of this 4078-nucleotide messenger RNA. RefSeq names its product PLAG1 like zinc finger 1 (gene PLAGL1). Lineage: Eukaryota; Metazoa; Chordata; Aves; Struthioniformes; Struthionidae. Gene Ontology annotation, cellular component: nucleus. Gene Ontology annotation, molecular function: protein binding; sequence-specific DNA binding; DNA-binding transcription factor activity, RNA polymerase II-specific. The record is from RefSeq and is a predicted model, not a curated record. Gene Ontology annotation, biological process: regulation of transcription by RNA polymerase II.
AUUCCUAGCCGAGCCCGUCUUACCCUACCUCAUUACCUCACUUUGCGAGUGUUGGAGCUACGAGCUGGAAACCAGCAAAGUCGUCUCCACUCAGUUUGGGAGAGGACAACCUUGUCAUUAUGUCAACAAGCAGAGCACUAUAACAUCGGCUUGUACAUUGAAGACUUAUCAGCAGUUUUGAGUGUUGCAUGUCAUCUCUCACUUUAUUAUCCUGUCAUGGAUUUAGGCAUUUUUGCAAGCUAUGCUCAAUCCAAGCGCCCCUUUUUAAAAGCCUCUUUAAAGAUUUACAUCCUUUUCAGACUCUUGCCAUUAGAAUUAUUUUCCUGGUUUAUUUGUAUAGAAGAAAUAUUCACGUGUUUGGGACUAUUGUCCGUUUUCAUAGCUGGAAAUAUAUAGGAAAUACAUAAUUCAUGAUGUACAUAUUAAUUUUAGACUGAUCUUUUUCUAUUUGCAGUCCUUGGAGUAUUUGCAAAGAAAGUAAUACAGAAGAGAACACAGUUUGGUCCUUAUGUUGGUCAACUGUCUACAAAACUGACCCGCUAUGAUGAGAGCAGGCUAGUCCUGCAGGUAUUGAAAGAUGGAGGGAAGUACUUUCUGGACACUCCCAAUGAGGACUGUGGAAACUGGAUGAUGUUUGUCCGGUUAGCCCGGAACCAAGAAGAACAGACUCUGGUGGCUUAUCAGCACUGCGGAGAAGUCUACUUCACAACUGUUAAGCCAAUUGAACCCCAGACAGAAUUAAAAGUAUGGUAUGCUGCCGAUUAUGCCAAAUUUAUGGAAGCUUCUGCAGUCUUCAUUAAAGAAGAGUCUGACGUCUGCCCUUUGUCUCCAGUAACAACAAAAGAGCCCGUAGACCCUUGGAUAUGCUCCAGCUGUAGAAACGCUUUUGCAACUUUUGCUCUGCUGGAAUCUCACCAGUGCAUCAAUAAAGAUCGAGUCCUUACCACCAGGUUCAGACCACCAAAUAAAUUGGGACCUGUAAAAGCAAAAAGCAAACUCAAAGGGAAACUGAGAGGAACGGCAUUAGGCAAAAGCAUCGCACAGUGCUAUGGGACCAUUUCCUGUUCCUCUGCUGCAAAGCUUAGCUGUGCCAGCUCAGGAAGCACUUGUGAUGCUCUUGUGAGGUUUAUACCUAAAUGGAGAAAUGGCCGGUCUUCACUGUUGAAGGGAAGAGAAGUGAAGCAGCCAGACAAUUACCCUUGCCGACUCUGUGGGAAGAUAUUUGAUUCCAUUGAAAAGCUCACAGUCCACACUUACGCGCACAAAGGGGAGCACCCCUACAAGUGUUCACAGCACGGAUGCACAAAAGCCUUCAUUUCCAAAUAUAAACUGCUCAGGCACUCAGCCACUCAUUCUCCCCAGAAAUCUCACCAGUGUGGCUAUUGUGAAAAGACGUUUCACAGGAAAGACCAUCUGAAGAAUCACCUUCAAACUCAUGACCCUAACAAGAUGGCCUUCAAGUGUGAAGAGUGUGGCAAGAAGUACAACACCAAGCUAGGCUAUAAGAGACACUUGGCUCUUCAUGCAGCCACCAGCGGGGACCUUACCUGCAGGGUAUGUGCCCAAGAGUUUGGUGGUACCGAAGUGUUGUUGGAACACCUUAAAAGUCACGCAGGAAAACCAACUGGCAAUACCAAGGAAAAGAAACACAAGUGUGACCAUUGUGAGCGUCACUUCUAUACCCGUAAAGAUGUGCGGCGACACAUGGUAGUUCACACAGGCUGCAAGGACUUUCUAUGUCAGUUUUGUGCCCAGAGGUUUGGGCGGAAGGACCACUUGACUCGUCAUACUAGGAAGACUCAUCCACAAGAGCUGCUGAAGAGCAGGUUGCAGAAUGGUGACUCCUUGGGUCUCCUUGACCAGCUUCUUCCAUUCAGACUGAAGGAAGAUGCCAGCCUACUGUCCUCUUUUCCUGACAGGGUCUCUAUGCAGAAUGGGGUUCUGAGUAGCUCAGAACCAGAGGAAUACAACUGUUCUCAUCUUCACUCCCAGCCAAACUUACCAGCUGCUCUUCCUCUUGAACCUGCUCCUCAUUUACAAAGGAUGGGCUGCGUAGACAGCCUUCCAGCUGUUCAUGCUACACCAUGCCCGACAACCAUUCCUGCCAACCUGAACCUUCAUCAGCCUAAUAAGUACGACCUUAGUUCUACCUCAUUUGCAGCAGGAUCCCUCAAGAAUCUGCCAAUCAAAGUGGAUGUUAAAGGUUACAAUGUGCAUCUUGUUGAGGACCUGCCGUCAUCAGAACCUCAGUCGCUUCACAAAAUCCAUCUGGAAGAAGCUUCCUCAGGGCCUGCAGGUGAUACUAGUAAGUACCCAGUGCACAAGGAGACAGAGACUGCAGCUGAAGCUACCAGCAUGCCUUUCAUGGAUCUCACUCACAUAAUGAGUUUCUGGCAGCACCCACCGUGCGACAACCAGAGUGCUACUGGGGACAUCACAAUGGCAUUCAGUCCAGAAGAACCAUCACACAGGCUGAAUGGCCUUGGCCAGCAGCAAGGUCCACAGCUCGCUACUGGUGGCAUGGCCAUAAACCAGCUGCAUCAUGUUCCUCGCUCCUUUCCGUCCACUACAAAUUCUGUAACAUUGCCUCAUUUUCACCAUGCCUUUAAAUAACUACCAGCUUUUUGAGGGGAGGGGAGGGAGGUUGGUUGGUUGUUUGGGAUUUUCUUUUUAGACUGUGCUUCUUAAAUCUGUUAGGAAAGUUUUGGGGUUUGUUUUUUGUUUUCUCAUUAAAAAAACUGCCCCAAAUGUUUUCAAAGUGCAUUAUAAACACAGUAGAUAGAUAGAUAAAUUCAGAAUGUUAAUACAAGACGCUCUAUUUUCAUACUACGAUUAGUUUUUAGCAUAUGCCAAGAGUAAGACUAACAUAUUUCCCUCAACACUCUCCAUGUUUUUGUUUCUUACAUUUCAACUGAACAACUGAAUAAAUAUCUUCAAUAGAAAUUCAAAGCAUCCAUCACAGGCACAGUAAAAUUAUGGCUGCUAUGGUAGGAGAGAGGGGGUUAGGGUGAAUGGGAAGAAGGGGAGAAAAAAAAAAAAUCACAGAAAAACAUGACUGUAAUGAGCCAUAAAUCACUGUAAAUUUAUACAUAAAACAAAUUGUUAAUACGAACAAUUUAUGAACACACAGAUUUCAGUGUAAAGCACUUACUUAAUAGUGAACUUUUUGAUUUAAAUUAAAAAUUCAUAAUCAUUCCAGGAGGAAAUAUUAUCUCCUUGUUUAGCUUUUUUAAAAAGAAGUAAAUCACUCUUGUGAUUAUGGUUAACUAGAUUUCAUUUUCUGAAAUGCACUUCAGCUGUGUGCAUUUCCUGCAUUAUUCCUACCACUGCUGCCUGAUUAUAUAAGAACAGAUGCCUAGUAUACAUGGCGCUUUCAGAAGGGGAAGUGAACUGUCUCAAAGGUUACAACAAAACGUAUCAUUUCUAUUUAGAACUUGAUCUGGUGAGAUAUUAGACACUGGUCUCACUCUAGUAGAGCACUUAAGUAAUUGCUUAAAUUUAAGCCUGUGUUGGCUCAACACCUUGCUUGAUUUAACACUCAGUAAAAAUAGAACUUCCUAACUAAGGAGCCCUUAGGUCACCUUCUGUUGAUAAAAAUGGCCUCUGUUUAGUCUGGAAAAUUAUUAUUAAUUAUAGCCAUCUGAAACUUGGAUUCUUUGACAGAUCGCCAGCCCUGGCAAGGCAGCCUGCACAGGGGAGCCUCCAGCCGAGCUGAGCUUCUGUUGAGCCAAUGAUGUCCAUCCCAUGUGCCCAAGGGUGGUGGUGGUCACCUCACCCACCUCGCCCUGGGCACUAUUCAAAGCCACGGGAUGUGAACCUACCUCAAAAUUGUCACUGAAAUGAGCUGGAAUGAUAAUGGUCACAGUCAUUUUAAUUCUGUGGGUUUUCCUCAAUAAUUUUGGAGAGUUACCCUUUGCCUUUGUUUCUUCCAAGCCAGGACAUGGGGAUUUUGUUUGUUUCUUUUGGUAGGUUGUCCACAUAUAUCUCCAGCUGAAAGGGUAUUGGUGUCACAGUCCAUUACCCUGACACAUGAACUAGACAUCUCCCAGUAAACAUUGUUAAAAAAAAAAAAAAGAAA